AUGGCCACGAUGACGUUCGACGAUGAGCCUCCGCCCGAGCCGCGAGACGGCUGGCUGCUGGUGCGGGUCUUCGUCCCCGAGCUCAACGUACACAAGUGUCUCCAGUUCCCCUCGGACAAGGUCGUGUGGGAUGUGAAGCAGCAGUGUCUGGCGUCGCUGCCAAAGGUUGCCUAUUGGUUUUGGGAACUGAAGGAAAGCUUCAAUUAUGGUUUAUUCUCUCCGCCAUCGAACGGGAAAGCUGGCAAAUUUCUCGAUGAAGAACGACGUUUGGGCGAUUAUCCGUUCAAUGGACCGGUCGGAUACUUGGAGCUCAAGUACAAGCGACGCGUCUACAAGAUGCUCAACCUGGACGAGCGUCAGCUGAAGGCGUUGCACACGCGCGCCAAUCUGCGCCGCUUCAUCGAGUGCAUCAACAGUGGCCAGGUGGAAAAGAUCGCCAAGAUGUGUGCCAAAGGACUGGACCCGAACUUCCACUGUCAGGAGACGGGCGAGACGCCGCUCACCAUUGCGACCGGCACCAAGAAGCCCAACAAGCUGCUGAUCGCCCUCGUCAAUGGCGGUGCACUACUCGACUAUCGGACGCGCGAUGGCGCCACCGCGCUCCAUCGGGCCGUCGAACGCGACAGCCUCGAAGCGGUCAGCACACUGCUUGAACUCGGUGCAUCGCCCAACUACCGUGAUACGAAGGGUCUGACACCGGUCUACCUGUCCGUCACGCGGAAAACGGAUCCCAAAGUCAGCGAAGUGUUGCUGCACGACCAUGCCACGCUCGGCAUCCAGGACAGCCAAGGAUGGCAAGAGGUUCAUCAGGCUUGUCGGAACGGGUUAGUUCAUCAUUUGGAACACUUACUGUUCUACGGUGCGGAUAUGGAUGGUCAAAACGCUUCCGGUAAUACGCCGCUGCAUGUUUGCGCUGUUAACAAUCAGGAGGCUUGCGCUAGAAUGCUACUCUUUCGUGGUGCCAACCGAGGCGCUCUAAACUAUGCCAACCAGACACCGUACCAGGUUGCUGUCAUCGCCGGAAACUUGGAGUUGGCAGAGAUGAUCCAAAAUUACAAAAGCGAGGAUAUCGUACCGUUCCGUGGGCCACCACGGUACAAUCCACGACGCCGGUCCGGGCUGGGCUGGGGUUCGACACUUUCGCGCAUUUACGGGGGCCCACCGUCACCCUGCCCGUCCGAACAUCCCUUUAGCUCCGCCAGCUCCAGCCUGUCCGAGGGUUCCAGCCACCGUAGCCACGAGGACGACAUCAGCAUCGUUACAGAUAAAAGCCUCGGAGAUACGAGUGAUAUCAUCAGCGACUCGUCCGGCGUCGGUACGAACUCCGAUAGUGCGGCUUGCUCCAUUGGCCACCCGAGCACCACAGUCGUCUGCAUGGAGGGCUACGAUGCGGGCCUGUCCGGCCACAUUCACAUUCAGCCGGGCGACGUGAUCGAGGUGGUCGGCUCCACCGACUGUGGGCUGCUGGAGGGCUUCGUUCGGGGCACCAACAAGACCGGCUUCUUUCCUUCGAGCUGCGUGCAGGAGGUGCAGUUCCGCCAGAAGAGCAUCAUCAACGUGUCCACGUCCACGCCUCACCAUCACUACCUAAUCAACACGAGCAACAACGAAAUCUUGAGCCACGACCUACAGCGACAGCAGCAGCAGCAGCAUCUGCAUCAGCAACAGCAGCAGCAACAUCAGUUGCAGCAAGUUAACCACGAUCCACAGCUGCAACAACAUCAUCUUCAACAGCAGCAACAGCAACAGCAACAGCAGCAGUACAGCAGCCAGACGGCUCCACGGGUGAAGAAAUCGAUUAUCGGAGAACCAAGGACCGUAGUCCUUCAUCGUGCCAAGCGUGGAUUUGGCUUCAUCCUGCGCGGUGCGAAAGCUUCCUCGCCGUUGAUGCAACUCAAACCGUCACCCCGCUGCCCGGCGCUACAGUAUCUGGACGAUGUCGAUCCCGGCGGGGUGGCCGAUAUGUCGGGACUGAAGCCGGGCGAUUUCCUGCUGGCGAUCAACAACGAAGAUGUAACGUGCGCCUCGCACGAGCACGUGGUGGAUUUGAUCCGCAAUUCCGGUGCCCUGGUGUCGAUGACGGUGGUGACGCUGUCGCAAAAUUUCAUCAACUCGCUGAUGCUCGCUGACUCGUCGGAGGUCGCCAGCCAGCACUCGUCCGGUUCGGGCAUGAGCACACCGAUCUCGUCCCGCCAGUGUUCCACGUUGCCACGGCGCAUGAACGGUGGGCCACCGGGGGGCAAGCAGCCGGCCCCGAUGCCACCGCGGCGCGAUCCAAAGACGACGCUCAGCGUGGGAAGGGCGCGCGCCAAAUCGAUGGUGGCCGGACUGGAGGGCGGCGGCGAGAAGGUUGGUGGCGACGAUGGUGAAGAGCUGCUGAACGCGACCAAAUCGACGUCGGCCGAAUCGAUCCACCAGGCGCAGCUGCUGCUGCAGGCACAGCUUUCCCAUUCGGCCAUCGGCACACCGACGGCAACGGGGCCCGGGACACCGAUUCAACCGCGCACGGCCAGCAUCAAGUCACGGCCAACGUCGAGCCGCAUAACGGCGGCCGAGCUGGAGGAACUGUUCCAGCGUCAACAGGGUGCCGACGCUAAUCGCUGCUCGAUGCUCAUGACCAGCUCGCGGUUCCAGUCCACCGGCCUGGAUAGUGGGGCGGCGACACCGCCGACGUCGCCCCAGAAAGGGCCAAUCGUUUACGCGAGUGUGGCCGAAAUGAAGCGCAAAAAGUCUUCCAAGGUGCUCGGAACGCUCGGCGGAAGUGGCACCCUGAAAGGGCGCCCCAUUCCGCCGCCGCAGAUUGGGGCCGACCUGAGGCGCACCUUCCACAGUACGCCGGACCUGGCGUCCGUCGGGUCGCUACCGUCCGACGGCAGUAGCUCCGGCACCGGCUCGCAGUUGGGAAUGAAUGCGGCGCAGCACCUCCAAGCCUGGUACAGUACCGUCGGUCAUCGGGGGCAUCGAUCUCAGGACGAUAUGCACAGCAGCAGCCUCCACAUGUCGCUGCAAAGACUGAACCUUUUGCCACCGCCGAAUCAUCCGCCGCCACCGCCGCCCGUCGGGCAGGUGGUGAAGGUGGCCGUGUCGCGCGGCUCCGAGUACGAGUGUCUGACGGCGCUGCGCAAGCACAUCGCUCAGAAAGCCAAAGUUCAAGCCCAGAUCCAGGAGGCGGAAGUCAUGUCUAGCUUUAAGCCCGCCUCGAACGCGAAGCUGUACGCGUCGCCGCAGGACAUCCGAAACGUUGGCUACCGGACGGUCAACGUAGGCGCGCCUAGCGUCGUGCCUUCACUGACUGGCAACCCAGGCAACGGUGGCAACGCAGGAAGUAAUGACCCGGCCACGAGUGGAACCGGUAUGCCCCCGAGCGCGAGUCUUCGCAAAAUGGCAUCUCUUCAGUCGAACGCCGGCUCGACUACGAGUGUAGCCAGCGCCGGAACCGGCGGAACCGUGCCAACGGCGACGCAAGUCGCAAAUGUAACAACCGUCACGAUCGGCGGAGGAGGUACGGCUGGGACCAGUGGACCGGAAGGCUCCAAUCCUUACGCGCAACCGGGAAGACCGGGCGGACCGUUACCGCAGCAGAUCGCGCAACCUCAGGCGCAACUGUACAAGUCGGGCCCGAACAGUGCACCGCCGCUGCCGGAGCCAGACUACAGUCUCAGCGAAUCCGACCCAGACGAGGACAGCUCGGUGAGGUUGGUGCGAACGCUGACAAAGACGAGCGCUAGCGAACUGAAACCCGUGCCGAAUCCGGGAAUGGCCGCGGAAACCAGUGGCAACAGUAACACGAGUGGCAGCUCGACCGGUUCCAGCUCGAUGCCACACUCGUUUUCGGUCGACGAAAUACAGAAGAUUCGAACGAAGCUGAAAUCAUCGAAAUCCUAUCCGAACGAUUUCCUCCGGCAGCAGAACGGCCAACCGCAGCACGGGCCGGGAGGAGGCGGUGACCAACCGGCCGAAGGGGCCGGACCCAGCGAAGAGGGCGAUAACUCGUCGUCCGGUGUAAGCAGUGAUCAGGAAGUGACCGUAACGAGCAACGAUCCUGCCCACGUGGUGCAGCCGGAACAGCAGUCGGUGAAAGCGCUGGCCAAGUCCUUGGGUGCUAUUGCGGUGAAGAAAGCACAUGUUGGGGCUCCCGGUGUCGCUGGUUUGAGCGAACUGAACAAAGCCGCCCUGCAGCAGGGCGGAGCAGGAGUGAAGGCAGGCGAAAGCUCACCGGAACGAAGAAGUGAGCCAGAGGAAGGUGACGACGAUGGCACCGAUAGUCCCAGCCCUCCGGCCACUGGUUUCCAGCGGCACAAUUCGCUCACCCGCAAGCAGGCGGCCACACUGGCCGCCAACCGGGCCAAAGCCAAUCAGCAGAACCUUCAACAGCGACACGCGGUAACACUCGCCACUCUGCCUCCACCAAUCGAAGCCGAUUCGGAUGAGGCGGACUCGUGGUCUCACCCGCAACAGCUGCUGGCCGGCGGCGCAGCGUCACACCUGGCCGACGGUUCCGGGAUGGUAGUGCUGGCACCGCCACCAGAAUUCAGUGACACCACGGUCACGAUGGCCCCGAUGGCGGCGUCCGGUGGUGUAAGCGUUAACGUUUCGGCGGCACACCACUCCCACCAUCAGCACCACCAGCAUCAGCAUGUCCACCAUCAUCAUCAGCAUGGGGGCGCCACCGCCGCCGUCGCCGGUGGAACGCUUGUCAUCGGAGGGCACAAUCCCAACUGCAAACGGGUCCGGAUCGUGGGCGCGGUACCUAAGGUCAACCGUAUGAAUAGUCAGUGAAUCGAAGACCGUACGGACGCAACAGAGCGUCGUUAGCCCCGGGGAGCGAACCCACGGUAAAGCUGUAUAUUUAUGUUUCUGUAAAAAUAGAGUCCGCGCUUAUGUUUAGUUCUAUCGAGAGAGUACCAGAGAACCGGGGAGACUCACUUUAAAAGAGUCGAACAAGAAGCAGAAAUGAAACACUUUCAAUUUCUUUCCCGUUCACGAAAGGAAAGACGUUGAGAUUAGUUUUGUUCUCCGUGGCCACCACCCCCGCGGUGCAGCCCGGUACAAAUAAACCGGGGCCAAAUGGGUGCGGAAAUGUAUAGCGUAUAAGUACAAUGAAAGAAAGAGCCGAUGUUUGGGGGCGUUUAAUUUUACGAAUUGCAUUGAUAAUUCAUUAGUGUGUCUGUGUGUGUACUACAUUUAAAGCAACAUGCACUGAACGCGCGCCGGCCACUUAACGCCGGCGCCGCACCCCUCUGCAUCAUAGCACCAUUUGAAGGAGGUCCCGAAGCCGGCGUCACGUGGAAGCUGUUCUUCUUUCCCUGUGCGCUUAUUAAUUACAUUAAUUAACAAAGUCAAAGCCGUACGUGUGAGAAAGGGGAAAGCCGUUGCUGCUUCCGUUACAAACGAUCGAGAGAGAGAGAGAGAAAACACAAACACACGCAAAAGCUUCGGAACCAAAAACUACAAUCUGGAUGGAUGGAUUUGUGAUUAUGUAUCUACGGUUUUUGGGGGCGCGCACACGUCUUCAGCAAAGUUCGUUUGUUGCUCACACGAUCCGGAACACGAGUGUGUUCCGGAGCAAAUCCGUAGCAUCCAUGGUGGUGAACGCUGGUUAAGCUCUCGUUUUUAAUUUGUUUGUAGAGUGUAGUAAAUAAGAGGGAACCAAUGGAAUUUCGCGAAACGUUUCGAUCUGGAGUGAUAGAUCAAUGUUUAUAUUUUUGUUCAUAGUGUGUGCGUGUGCGACAGUGUGUUUAAGCGAGUUCCUAGCUCGCCAUUUUUUCUACAAGUGAUUCUACACACAACAAGUCUGCCAAAGAGAGAUGAGGCAGCGUAGCACGUGCCAGCGACGGGUAAAAAACAGUUCGGUGUUGUUCGGUGCGAUGCCGGAACCCGCCCAGCGGUUCCGACCCCACACGCAUCAUCUUACGAAAUGAAGUAGAAACUAGCACAACGACAUACUGUAAAGUAUAUUCCAUUACAAACAGGGGCCCGACCACGGUGUCGGAGUCGCAGCGAGGUCAAAAGAGGUGCACCCCCCGCGCAUCCACAAAUCCAGCCAAUCCUCUCAGAGUCAGAACACUGUUUUAAUCAAUCGUAAACACACACGGUACAGUUUGUAACAAUUAGCAUUAGCAACGCGGACGUGGGGACGUGUGUAUCAGUAAGGCACGUACGUAGAGUGUGUGGUACAAUAGUGUAAGAAAUACUCAAAAUAAUUUUGUCUACUACACAUGGGCACAGGCUGCAGAAUGUUUUUCGAUUGAAGCGAAAGAGUAGUGAACUAGUACGAGGUGCGAUGCAAUUAACAUAACCUCUCGCAGCCAGUCAGAACUCGCGUAGGGAAGCAAACUCUGCAUAACAAAACUGACCCCCCGGGGGGCAGUGUGUUUUUUAGAACAAAAAUGAAUGUAAAAAGACAGAUCUGUUUGGGAAGAGAAAAAUAUUGGAGCAAACAAUAAAAACUGUCGCCGCCAUACACGAACAUACACGAAACUUUUCAAGUAAAAAUGACCGUAAAAAUGACCGUAGAAAUGUUUGUCGAACGAACGAACGAACCACUCAUUUAAAUCACCAUAUUCAACUCACUCACUCACGCCAUUUGGGGCCCGGAAGCUAUUAUCUCUCCCUCUGUAGCAGUUUAACGUCCUUCCUCCAUUGGCUUGCUUUGAUGGCGAUGGUCAAACCUUCCUUACGGAGUAGUGGGUAACGAAACGGGGAUUAGUUUUAACUAAACGAACCAAAUCGUACGUAGUACCGCGCGCGUAACCCGGACACUUAGGACGUUGAUUAGCUUCCUAUUAGUUCGGGCAAUACGCCACAUGCCAUUGGGAAAUGAAUUACGAAUAUGAAAAUCAUACAGUACAGUAUAAAACCGGAUAAAGCACCACAAUUCAUUCAAGGCGGACGGCGGGCCUGUUAUAACAAAAUAUACGAGAGGCCUAUCGAGAGUUUACUGUCGAAUUCUUCGGCAUGCGUUUCGAAGCAGCCGUCAUCUCUAGGAGCAUUAUUCGAAAGGUCAAAAGUACCCACCAAGCGCACUAGCGAAAUUGGCCAGCUGUGGCAACCGGCAACCUCAAAUCUAAACGCGAACUGAAGAGCCCAACUUGCUUGCACUCGAGAGAAUAGUUAAAUUGAAAUAGUGUAGUUCAACGAAGCAAUAGCUCUGCAGCAGGACUGAUUCAUGCACACGUGAUUCAAACGGAAACACACAACCGGAACGAACUAAUGCACCGAGAUGAUCACGCCGCGACACACACACACGAGGAGAGGUAUAAACAUAGUUUUGCAAGAAAAAGGACAAAAAAGUACAAUGCAGACGCGCGCGCACGUUCUUGCACCGUGCAUCGUGCAUCGUGCGAAAAAUAGCAGAUUUGACGGCGCGGCACACGAGACUUGCUCACGACGCGCGGCGGCUAUCAUCGGCAACGAGAAUAAAACAACUCUAUCCUCAAGUACUCUUUCCCCUCACUACACACACACACGGAAUCUACGUGAAUACGU
Molecule: messenger RNA, 7488 nt
Organism: Anopheles cruzii
Lineage: Eukaryota; Metazoa; Arthropoda; Insecta; Diptera; Culicidae
Gene: Prosap
Product: SH3 and multiple ankyrin repeat domains protein 3
Exons: 13
Coding region: 1-4779 (1592 amino acids)
Cellular component (GO): postsynaptic membrane; dendritic spine; postsynaptic density
Molecular function (GO): ionotropic glutamate receptor binding; synaptic receptor adaptor activity
Source: RefSeq, a predicted model, not a curated record